Molecule: messenger RNA, 2400 nt
Organism: Homo sapiens (human)
Lineage: Eukaryota; Metazoa; Chordata; Mammalia; Primates; Hominidae
Exons: 8
Coding region: 1-1374 (457 amino acids)
Source: RefSeq, a predicted model, not a curated record
AUGGGGGCUGUGGCCUUGUGGGUCCUGUGUGGCCUGGUGGGGGCUGUGGCCUUGUGGGUCCUGUGUGGCCUGUACAUCCUGGACUCACCUGUGAGCGGCUCCGGACAGGAGCCUUGCUGGGAAGACACUGAGUGUGAGAACUGGGCGUCGGUGCUGGGACCCUGUGGACACUGCGAGUGUGAGAACUGGGUGUCGGUGCUGGGACCCUGUGGACACUGCGAGUGUGAGAACUGGGUGUCGGUGCUGGGACCCUGUGGACACUGCGAGUUGACAGCCCUGGACGUGCUGUCGCCUCAUGAGGACGCCGAUGUGGCCCUGCUGCCGGAGUAUGCCAAGCACGAGGGGCCAGGUGGCACACAGCACCUGUGUGCCGCUGGGGAGGGUGACCGCGGGAGGAGCGCCCGUGCAUCGCUGCAGAGGGAGCUGGAGGCUGCCCCAGGCAGCGGCGUGGCUGGCGUGCGGAGUGUUUUGGGGGUGUCUGAGCUGGGUGGAGAGGAAGGCAUAUGUCACACUGAGGCAUCAGAGACACAUCCAUUCACGUCGGGGCUGUGUCCGCGCCGGGUCCACACUCAGUCAUCGCCCGUCCGCGCCGGGUCCACACUCAGUCAUCGCCCGUCCGCGCCGGGUCCACACUCGCGUCAUCGCCCGUCCGCGCCGGGUCCACACUCAGUCAUCGCCGUCCGCGCCGGGUCCACACUCGCGUCAUCACCUGUCUGCGCUGGGUCCACACUCGCGUCAUCACCUGUCUGCGCUGGGUCCACACUCGCGUCAUCGCCCACCCACGCCGGGUCCACACUCGCGACAUCGCCAUCCACGCCGGGUCCACACUCGCGUCAUCGCCAUCCACGCCGGGUCCACACUCGCGACAUCGCCAUCCACGCCGGGUCCACACUCGCGACAUCGCCAUCCACGCCGGGUCCACACUCGCGUCAUCGCCAUCCACGCCGGGUCCACACUCGCGUCAUCGCCAUCCACGCCGGGUCCACACUCGCGACAUCGCCCGCCCGCGCCGGGUCCACACUCAGUCAUCGCCCGUCCGUGCCGGGUCCACAUUCGCGUCAUCGCCAUCCACGCCGGGUCCACACUCACGUCAUCGCCAUCCACGCCGGGUCCACACUCGCGUCAUCGCCCACCCGCGCCGGGUCCACACUCGCGUCAUCGCCGUCCGUGCCGGGUCCACACUCAGUCAUCGCCGUCCGCGCCGGGUCCACACUCGGUCAUCGCCAUCCGCGCGGGGAUGUGUCUGAAAAGUGUGGUGAGAGCUGUGUUCCCUGCGCAUUUCUGAAGGCUCCUAGCCGCUGCAGUUGCCGGGAGCCAUGGAGCCACGUGACCUUGAGGUCCACCGGGGAGAGGAGGGUGCAUUUCGGAGGCUAGAAGUGGCACCUGGAGGGGCUGGCCCUGGGUGUGAUCAUUGAGAGGAGGGAGGUGGAAAAAGAUCUGGAAGAUGCCCUUGGGAAGCAGAAGAAGGUGGGUGACCAGAGUGGGGUGCCCAGAGGGUAGGGCAGGGCAGACCAGAGGAGGGGGUGGGCUUGGCACCCCCGGGAAGGAGGGAUGGGGCUCUGUGAAAGUGAGAGCUGUGUGGACGUGGAGCUUGUGAGUCUGACCAGGAAAGACAGAGGGUUCCAGACGGUGCGGGGGCCCCUUCAGUCUGGUUGUGUGGGGCAGGGUCCUCACCCCCAGGUGAGGGGGCCUUGUAGGGCAGAUUCCUGGAAGACCCUCAAGACGCAGGAGCGGAGGCUGCUGGCUGGAUGGGGAUGGAGCCGAGAGCUGAGCGGGCAGCCCAGGCCUGAAGGACAGCACAGGGGCCUCUGUGAGGCCAGGAGGGGCUGGAGUGCAACACCCCCUGUGACCCAGGUCUGGUGUGUGACGCGUCAGGCCCCACGGCACCGCAGGCUGGCUGGCUCCCCAGAAGGCCUGUGGUCUCCAUGGCCGCAGCGCAUUCCGGGGACAGGGCAGAGUGGAGUCAGCAGAGGGAGGAGGCGUGUGGGGCGUCCAGGGAUCAAGGGGUCUCUGGGCCUUGCUCCCUUCCCCAGCAGCUGUGAGGAUGGUGGGGGCUGCUGUCUGCCCAGGACUGCAAGCGUCAGGCACAGCAGCUGCUGUUAACAGUCAAGGAAUGUUCGGGCGUCACAAUGUAGCAGGGACCCCAGGCGUCGUGCUCAGAAAAUGGAAAAAGAGCCAGGGCCGGAAGGAGGGUGCAGAAGCGAGUCCGCGUGCGGAGCCAGGAGGCAGCGUCGCGUGGGAGUGCUGGCCUGAAGCCUCCAUGCCCCGGCAGAGGGACGGACACGCGGACGUCUAGCGGAGGCUCCCGUGUCCUCAGUAUGCAUCAGGUCUCCCGAACCUCACAGCCCCGCAGGGAGGAGGAGAAGGGGAGGAUUUGACUUUGGAAGUCUCUGUGACCAG